Hypanus sabinus (Atlantic stingray) is the source of this 3087-nucleotide messenger RNA. Its product is annotated as zinc finger protein 239-like. Bases 1969 to 2949 code for a protein of 326 amino acids. Gene Ontology annotation, molecular function: RNA polymerase II cis-regulatory region sequence-specific DNA binding; DNA-binding transcription factor activity, RNA polymerase II-specific. The record is from RefSeq and is a predicted model, not a curated record. NCBI's taxonomy places the organism in Eukaryota, Metazoa, Chordata, Chondrichthyes, Myliobatiformes, Dasyatidae. The transcript is spliced from 3 exons. Gene Ontology annotation, biological process: regulation of transcription by RNA polymerase II.
CUUUUUUAACCUGGAAAUGAAAAUGGCUGUGAUAGUUUGUAGGCCUCCAUUAGAGUCUCUGCAGGGCUCCCCUCUCCACGCCACCGAUGUUGUCCAAGGGAAGGGCAUUAGGACCCAUACAGCUUGGCACCGGUGUCGUCGCUCAAGGACACACACGCAGCCUCUGCCAAGGCUCGAACUAGCAACCUUCAGAUCACUAGACCAAUGCCUUAACCACUUGGCCACGCACCAGCACAUGUGAUAGUAGAACAGUAAUGAAAGCAUAACUUUUCCCUGUCAAUUAUCCUGGUACCAAUUUGUCUGUUAUUCCUGGAAAUGUCUUCAGUACAGUUGUGGCUAACAAGGUUCACAUGAAUAAUCUCAGGGAUGAUGGGUGUUAUGUAUGAGGAGCAUUUGAUGGUUCUGGACCUGUGCUCGAUGGAGUUCAGAGGGACGGUGGGGUUGGUGGAGGGACGUAUGGUUAAGAGAGUCUGUGAUCUGACAGCACAGUCUCAGAAUAAAGAUGCUUCCUGUUAAAAUUCAGUUGAGAAUUUUUUUUUGCCAAAAGAUGUCUGAUCUGUGGAAUUUGUUGCCACAGAGUCUGAUUGAGGCUGCCAUUUGGGUAUAUUUAUGACAGAGAUUAAUAUACUCAUGAUUGCUAAGUAGGUUUAGGGUUACAGGAGGAAGACAGGAAUAUGGUGUUGGAAUAAACAUCAGCCAUGGUUGAGUGGUGGGCAGAACAGAUGGAUCAAAUCACCUAAUUCUGUUCCUUUGUCUUAUGUCUUACCAUGACUGAAUGAUGGCCCCUUCUAAUCCCAUAUUGUUUUGUGAAAUGUGAGGGACAAUAAAAGAUUGUUCACUGAGAUCAUUAUAUUUGCCUUCAACGUUUAAAUUUCAUUAGACCUGCAGUGAGAGAUUUAUUGGAAGAAAAACCACGACUGAAGACGAGGGAACAGCAACAAUGAAACAACCCGAGGACUGAGAGCAUAAACUGGAGAGAACCCAUCUGACUCAGAGAUUCCAGUGAUUCAGUCAGGAGAAAGUUGGUUAAAAAUGACAAGGAAUUUGUCUACGGGAAUCUCGAACACUACACGCCAGUUUUGCUGUCUCUGUCCAGAUAUUUAAGAAGUGGAGCAAGGGAUUCACUCGACCAUCCUUCCUGCUCAGACUGUGGGAAGGGAUUCACUCGACCAUCCUUCCUGCUCAGACUGUGGGAAGGGAUUCACUCGAUCAUCCUUCCUGCUCAGACAGUGGGGAGGGAUUCACUCGAUCAUCCUUCCUGCUCAGACAGUGGGGAGGGAUUCACUCGAUCAUCCUUCCUGCUCAGACUGUGGGAAGGGAUUCACUCGGUCAUCCUUCCUGCUCAGACUGUGGGGAGGGAUCCACUCGAUCAUCCUUCCUGCUCAGACUGUGGGGAGGGAUUCACUCGAUCAUCCUUCCUGCUCAGACAGUAGGGAGGGAUUCACUCGAUCAUCCUUCCUGCUCAGACUGUGGGGAGGGAUUCACUCGAUCAUCCUUCCUGCUCAGACUGUGGGGAGGGAUUCACUCUAUCAUCCUUCCUGCUCAGACUGUGGGGAGGGAUUCACUCGGUCAUCCUUCCUGCUCAGACUGUGGGGAGGGAUUCACUCGAUCAUCCUUCCCGCUCAGACUGUGGGGAGGGAUUCACUCGAUCAUCCUUCCUGCUCAGACUGUGGGGAGGGAUUCACUCUAUUAUCAGACUGACUGCCAUGCCUGCCAUUUUAAACGGGGGUGGUGGGGGGGGAACCUGUUCAUCUGCUCAGACAGUGGGAAUGGAUUCAGUUGGACAUUUCAACUGAAGGGACAUCAGCAAGUUUAUACUGGGGCAAGGCCAUUCACCUGUUCUGUGUGUGAGAAGGGGUUCAGUCGGUCUUCCCACCAGUGGACACACCAAUUAGUUCACACCACACCGGGCAGAGGCUGGUCAACUGCUGAAUUUCUGGGAAAGGAUUCACUCAGUCAUCUGACCUAAUGGCUCACCAGCGAGUUCACGCUCGGGAGCAGCCGUUCACCUGCUCAGACUGUGGGAAAGGAUUCACUUGGUCAUCUAACCUGAAGAAACAUCAGCGAGUUCACACUGGAGAGAGGCCAUACACCUGCUCAGAAUGUGGGAAAGGAUUCACUUCCUCAGAUAAACUGAAGAUUCAUCAGCGGGUUCACACUGGGGAGAGGCCGUUCACCUGCUCAAACUGUGGGAAGGGAUUCACUCAGUCAUCUAAACUGAAGGAACAUCACCGAGUUCACACUGGUGAGAAGCUGUUCAUCUGCUCAGACUGUGGGAAGGGAUUCACUCGGUCAUCCAACCUGCUGGCACACAAGUCAGUUCACACUGGGGAGAGGCCUUUCACCUGUUCAGACUGUGGGAAGGGAUUCUCUUUGUCAUCCCAACUGAAGGGACAUCACCGAGCUCACACUGGGGUUUGGCCAUUCAUCUGCUCAGACUGUGGGAAAGGAUUCACUCAGUUAUCAAAACUGGAGGUACAUCAGCGAGUUCACACUGGAGAGAGGCCAUUCACCUGCUCAGACUGUGGGAAGGGAUUCACUCAGUCAUCUAUUCUGAAGUUACAUCAGCGAGUUCACACUGGGGAGCGGCCGUUCACCUGUUCAGACUGUGGGAGGGGAUUCACUUGCUUAUCUAAUCUGAAAGGACAUCGGAGAGUUCACACUGGUGAGAGGCCAUUCACAUGCUCAGACUGUGGGAAGGGAUUCAUUCUGUCACACGAACUACUGGUACACAAGUCAGUUCACACUGGGGAGUGGCCGUUCACUUGCUCAGUCUGUGGUAAGGGAUUCUCUCAGUCAUCCCAACUGAAGGUACAUCAGCGAGUUCACACUGGAGAGAGGCCAUUCACCUGCUCAAACUGGGAAAGGAUUCACUCAGUCAUCCAAGCUGAAGGUACACCAGCGAGUUCACACCGGAGAGAGGCCGUUCACCUGCUCAGACUGUGGUAAGGGAUUCACUUGCUCAUCUGAACUGAAGGUACAUCAGCGAGUUCACACUGGGGAGAGGCCUUUCACCUGCUUAGACUGUGGGAAGGGAUUCACUCAGUCAUCGCAUCUGAAGGUACAUCAGCGAGUUCACACUGGAGA